CUAGUAGUACUCUAAACUCGAUUUGAAAUUGAAAUGAAAGGAAAAUAGAGGAGAAUGGAAAACACUAACGGGUAAAGAGGCGAAAUAGCUUGCUCUCUCAUCACCAUCGUCACCUUCUUCAUCAUCAAUUCAUCAUCAUAUUUUCCCCAAAUUUUCUAUCCCCAAUUCUCAUUUCAUCUCUUCUUAUUCUUCUUCGCAUAAAAUGCCCUACUUUUGAUUAAUUCCAAUCGUCAUCUCCUAAACUUUUCAUCCUCUUUCUCUACCUCUUACUUCCUAUUCCCAAUUUUGGAGUUUUGGGGACGAAUAAUUAUGCAUAGAGAAAGAAAUUCUCUCGAAGGGGGGUCGUCAAAAGCUGGAAUUUUUGAUAGAAAACGAAUUCAUGAUGUUUUAGAUAAGCAUCUUGAACGAACUUCUCCUUCAGCUUCUAGAGGAUUUCCGACUAACCCUAAAGAGAAAGAUUCUAGGGUUUCUGUUCCGUCUACUUCCGCCAGAAAAACGCCGGCUGAUUAUUCUGGUUUAAACAGUUCUAAAAAUCGCUUGGAUGGGUCUGAAACGGACAGUGAAGAAACAGAUGUUAGCGGUUCUGAUGGUGAGGAUACAUCAUGGAUUUCAUGGUUUUGCAAUUUGCGAGGAAAUGAAUUUUUCUGUGAGGUUGAUGAUGAUUAUAUCCAAGAUGACUUCAACCUUUGUGGUUUGAGUAGCCAAGUUCCUUAUUAUGAUUAUGCACUUGACCUCAUUUUAGAUGUUGAGUCUUCUCAUGGUGAUAUGUUUACAGAGGAACAGAAUGAGUUGAUUGAAUCUGCAGCAGAAAUGCUUUAUGGUCUAAUUCACGUCCGAUACAUCUUGACUAGUAAAGGAAUGACUGCGAUGCUAGAGAAGUACAAAAGAUAUGAAUUUGGGCGUUGUCCUAGGAUUUACUGCUCCGGACAGGCUUGCCUUCCCGUCGGGCAAUCAGACAUUCCACGAUCAGGUACCGUGAAGAUGUACUGCCCCAAAUGCGAAGACAUCUAUUAUCCAAGAUCCAAAUAUACAGGCAAUAUUGAUGGUGCUUACUUUGGGACUACAUUUCCUCAUUUGUUCCUGAUGACAUAUGCGAACGCAAAGCCUACACAAGCAACUAAGAGCUAUGUGCCAAGAGUAUUUGGUUUCAAGGUCCACAAGCCCUGAUGCCUAGCAUUUCAUGUUGCAUUUCACUAUGACGGGGAAGAUCACUGCUUACCAAUGAAUGAUUGUUCUAUUUUGGACGUAUGCUUCAGCUCUUUCAGGUAAAACUGCAGUGAUGGUUUUAGCGAAUUUACAAACGAAAUUUUAGGGACUUCCAUGUACGGGGGAUAACAGAUGAAUUUUACCGUGUGCAUGUAGUUAAUUGUUUACUCCCAAUUUCUUUUGGUAGUCACUAGUAACUUGGUCCCAAUAAUUGCCUCCCAUUUCUCAUUGUUGUCGUCGAUCAACUUUAGUUAUUUGAAAUUUGUAUCAUGGAUGUGUACAGUGUGUAUCCGAAAAUACUCAGAUCCAAGACAUUAUUAACAUGUUCAUGUUGCUCAAAUUCAUCGAGACUGAUGUUGGCUUUGUAAUGCCAAUCCUCUUCAAUACGAAAGUAACCAAAUUGAUGAAGCUUACAAAAGCUAUUGCAAGGCGAAGCUUAGCUUGUUCAAGCCGAUAUUUGGAUUGUCAAAACUUUUAGAAAUCUUAUAAACGACUUUCUUUGUUUCAAUUUGUUUGCUUCAGUUUGACAAAAAUAAUUACGUAAUUUUAUUCAAAGUGCGACAAUCGACAAGCAAAUAGUGAAGUAUAACUACUAACAAGCAGUUAAUGAGCUCAGAUGGAAGACUCAUGCAAGAAAUGAAGAUGUCUUGUGCAAAAUAGUAGAAAAUUCAAAG
Molecule: messenger RNA, 1880 nt
Organism: Amaranthus tricolor (Joseph's coat)
Lineage: Eukaryota; Viridiplantae; Streptophyta; Magnoliopsida; Caryophyllales; Amaranthaceae
Product: putative casein kinase II subunit beta-4
Exons: 5
Coding region: 310-1167 (285 amino acids)
Cellular component (GO): protein kinase CK2 complex; cytoplasm
Molecular function (GO): protein kinase regulator activity
Source: RefSeq, a predicted model, not a curated record